AUGGAAAUUCUUUUAUAUGAUGUUAGUGAUAACCCCACGCCAAGAUGCCUUGACAAUACUGCUCGAAUUACGGUAAUGGGAGAGCAUGGCAGUGGUAAGACUACAUUAAUAACGAGGUGGCUGCGAAAUAUGUUCAUCCAAGUUGACCAAGGAGAUUAUGAUAUUUACACCACUCAUGUUGCUAGACAAAACAUACACCAGUACGACCACGAAAUCAAUGCUGCUCUAUCGAAGACCAAGUCCGAGAUGCUCGCUAAGAAUCCGAGUGAUGAAAAUAUUACACCUGCUAUGACCAGGGCUAGUAGUUACAAGAACAGACAUCCCUUGAAAGUCCAGAUUCUGGAUGCUGAGCCGGUUGAGAUUGGCGAGUAUUCAGACUUAAGAAACAUGCAAAUCGAGCAAUCCGAUGCUUUCAUCCUUUGUUUUGAUUGUGCGGAUAGUAAUGCUGUUGAUGAACUUCGAGGCUAUAAACGUAAGAUAGACUCAAUCCGUGGGAAUGCUUUGAUCAUGUUGUGCUGCACAAAAGUAGACCUUUCCGCCGAACGUGUGUUUGGUAUCGAGGAGACCCAGGAUAUUCUUGAAAAACUGAACAUCUCACCAUCUGAUUACUACGAGGUGUCUUCAAAGCAUGCGAUUGGUACUGAAAGAUUGCUUUACAGAACCUUGGCACACAUUGAGGAUUGUAAGACUUCGGAGCGUAUCGAUAUGGUCAAGAACAGUAUCGCUACUAGCGAAGAGGAAAAGAGCAGCACCGAUAGUGUAUCAACAGAGACACUCAAGGAAGAUGAGAAGAAAACUCGAGGCCGUCUAUUACACCCUAGAGCUAUUCGUAAGCUCUCACAUAAUGACUCACCCGCACAACAGCAAUGUUGUUGCAUAAUGUAA
Messenger RNA from Nakaseomyces glabratus, 885 nucleotides. RefSeq lists its product as uncharacterized. Gene Ontology annotation, molecular function: GDP binding; GTP binding; GTPase activity. The record is from RefSeq and is a predicted model, not a curated record. Gene Ontology annotation, biological process: Ras protein signal transduction. NCBI's taxonomy places the organism in Eukaryota, Fungi, Ascomycota, Saccharomycetes, Saccharomycetales, Saccharomycetaceae. Gene Ontology annotation, cellular component: plasma membrane.